Molecule: messenger RNA, 2800 nt
Organism: Perca flavescens (yellow perch)
Lineage: Eukaryota; Metazoa; Chordata; Actinopteri; Perciformes; Percidae
Gene: slc35e4
Product: solute carrier family 35 member E4
Exons: 3
Coding region: 619-1743 (374 amino acids)
Source: RefSeq, a predicted model, not a curated record
ACGAGACGGCCAGCAUGAAACCGCUGUCAAACUAACGUAAGACAACGGUUAAAUGUUGUGUCGUGUAAUGGGUGUAACAGGCGAACAUAGUGUGUCAGGGUUUCCCUCUGCUACAGUGCUGGGAAAGGAAAUCACAAGCUCUCAUCGGGCAAUGAAGUAAGCUGCUUUUUAAAGCGUGGAGAAAGUCAUAACCCAUGUCAGAUGAGCUGCUGCUGCGAUGUCUGAUAUUUAUAAGAUUAAGUUACAAGCACAUCCAGUAUCGUUACCUAAGUCGCCCCAUGUUGUUUACUACAGUGCUGAGGUUUUUGGUGCAUCACUGAAGUCGUCACCGUCAUUGCUGCAUGUUAGGAGAAUAACCAAUCCGCUCAGUCGCGGAGAAGGUGCGUGCUGUUUUUCAGCCCGCCCUGAACAGCUCUCCUCAUUCCUCCCCCGUCUGUCUUUAUGGUCCAGCAUAUGGCAUUUUGCCUGCGCGGAGUAAGUUACACAAGCCAGUCAUGCAAAAUAGAAACACGUGUCUGUAGGCGGUGCUGAAAAUGUCAGGUUUACUGAACAGUAAAGACUGGCUACCACCACAGAGAAGAAAAACCGCUGUGUCGCAGAGAGGACAAUGAUACGAACAUGAUCAACGCCGAUGGCUUCUCAAAAUGCGAGGCGACUCUGCAAGAGAGAAGCAGAAGGAGGCCACCCGCAGAGAUGCUCCAUCUGCUGUCAGCUGUUAUUGUUUGGCUGGUGACGGGAACCACCAUCUCCAGCCUCAACAAAUGGAUAUUUGCUGUUUACAACUUCAGGUACCCUCUGCUGCUGUCAGCAUUGCACAUGCUGACAGCCAUAGUGGUGGACUAUGGGCUGAUCAAACUGCGGGUGAUCCGCCACAGAGGGGCCGAGGAGCAGGACCUGACCCACAGUGCAAAAUGUAAGGUGUUCCUGUUGAGUCUGACAUUUUGUGCCAGUAUCGCUUUUGGGAACAUGGGUCUGAACUAUGUCCAGCUGUCGUUUGCACAAAUGAUCUAUACCACCACCCCGCUCUUUACUUUGGCCAUCUCCACAUUAAUCCUGGGCAAACAACAUCACAUCCUCAAAUACACAGCCAUGAUGCCCAUCUGCCUUGGAGCCUCCUUCGGCAUCAUGGGAGAGGUCCAGUUUGAUCAGACCGGCUGCUUCUUUGUGUUUGCAGCGACCAUGUUGAGGGGUGUCAAGUCCAUUCAGCAGAGCAUCUUACUUCAGGAGGAAAAAAUCAGCUCUGUGUUCCUGCUCUACCUUAUGUCCAUUCCUAGCUUUUGCAUCUUGACCGUGGCAGCUCUGGCCUUAGAAAAUUGGGCUGUGCUGGAGUCACCGUUUCAUUACGACUGCCACCUGUGGGUCUUUAUCCUGCUCAGCUGUCUGGGCUCAGUCAUGUACAACCUGGCCAGCUGCAGCGUCAUCACACUCACCUCUGCCGUCACUCUGCAUAUCCUCGGCAACCUGAGCGUGGUGGGAAACCUGCUGUUGUCUCAGCUGCUUUUCGGCAGCGAGUUGUCCGCCCUCAGCUGUGCCGGCGCGGUGCUGACAUUGUCUGGCAUGCUCAUCUAUCAGAACUCAGAGUUUAUCGUCAGCUUCGUGGACGCACGCAGGGCCAAAGCUGAAAAGUCCAGACAGGAGGAUUCUAACACUACAAGUGGAGAGGACUUGGCCAAAGCUAGUGCUCCCGAAGCAACAUAUCAUCAGCAGACAACGGACGGGAAACAAGAAGACAAGAUAGACUGAACUGAAGGGAUGAAGGAGAGAAUAAAAUGUUAAACCCCGGCUAUAGUUUUCUGCCCUGUGUGUCUGUAAGUGGCCAAGAGCAGCAGAGGGUGUGUGACCUUUAUAAGGCCAUCAUCACUGAUGAUAUGAUCCUUUUUAUUUUAUUUUUUUUACUUCCUCACUGUGCCAGUUUAUUUUUUCGCUGGUAACCCAGAAGUGUCUGCAGAAAGGAAAAGGUUGCCUUUAUUUGUCACAGUGAUGGUUAAAUUCUCUCCUUCAUCUGUAAAUCACUCAGACACAGCCUAUAGCGCUAUAUGCAUGCAUGAGCACACUAAACGGUUUGAUACCUCAUGAGGUAUUCAAACUGUCACUCAUUCUACUCCACUGUGAACAUGUUCUUAUUGACAGAGGGCUCUUAUCAAUGUUUUGGGUGGCUGUCGUGGAUAUUGCAGGCUGCAGAGAGCCUUGUAUGACGUUGAGGCUCAGAUAGCACUGCGCCUCAAAUCUGAAUGGGCACAAUUUGUAUUAAAAAUAUAUAUUAAUGGUACUGUUACCUGAUGUUCACCUGGCCCUGUCAUGGUAGGGUUUUGUAUUUUGGCAGCUUUUGUUGUUGGUGUGUGAAGCAGGAAGCUUGUUAAAUAAGGAUGCUACAACUCUUAUGUAGAGGCAGAAGUUCCAAUGAUGGACAAAGCCAACAUUUUUGUGCAAUGAGACGCCUCUUCCCCUCUACUGAAGCACAUUUUUAAAAUAAGAGGCCUGAGCUCAGUGUUUUGUCCUCCAUUAUGAACCUCACUGUGGCUUCCCACUUAAGGCCUAGAUUCUGUUCUCAGGCGGUCUCUGUAGAAUUAGUCCAAUUAUUUCUAUCAACCGUGCGCUCACUGCAGCUUUCCUCGUUAAUUAGGUUCACAAGUUCUCUAAGGAGUGUCACUCAACUUUAGAUGUCUUUUCCCUGCGGAAGAGAUGAGGAAAAAAGACAACUGAGAUGUCCUUUAAGGUUGCUUCUUAAAUCCUAACCAAUGUCAUCUAUAAGUUUUUUAAUUUGUCCAAUUUCUGUGGGGGAUAUUUAAAAAAAAAAAAA